Messenger RNA from Epithele typhae, 1806 nucleotides. RefSeq lists its product as uncharacterized. Gene Ontology annotation, molecular function: protein binding. The record is from RefSeq and is a predicted model, not a curated record. The transcript has 3 exons. Bases 1 to 1806 code for a protein of 601 amino acids. Lineage: Eukaryota; Fungi; Basidiomycota; Agaricomycetes; Polyporales; Epitheliaceae.
AUGACCCCUCUCCUCACCCUCCCUGACGAUGCGCUUCUGGUUAUUUUCUCGCACAUAUCAGGGAAAGAUGCCUUCCACAUGUCCUGUUGCUCCCUCCAAGCCUACGAACUCGCCUAUCCCAGAGCCUUCGUCGAGGUUCCUUUCACAACAAGGCCUCUGGAUGUCUCGCUCAUCGUUCAGACACCUCCACGACCCAAACAUCCUAGUAGAAUCCCUCCGUUUAACCGUAUGAAGGCUCUUCGCAAGCUACAAUUGGAAAGGGUUCGCAAAGUCAAACGCGUUGGUCGACUAACAGAAUUGCUUCAAUCGGCCGAGUUUUUGCGCGAUCUCUCGCUCCGCGAAGUGGAAUUCCUGCUCUCCACGGACGGCCGCUUCCGUUCGACGCUCAUCGGGCUGGAUAACCUGGUUCAUUUGGAUCUCGGCGGGGUUGGUCAGCAGGUGUUGUCUCAAUUGCGGUAUUUCCAAGGCAAGAAUCUACGCACCUUGGCCCUUCAAUACAGCUCCCUGGAAGCGAAGACCUCUUCCAGUCCACACGCGCGAAAGACAGUGGCCGAUGCAUUGUCUGCGCUCCCUGUUCUUCCAGUCCUCCAAACGCUUCACCUCACGGAUUUCCAAGAGGCCGAGGAAGGGCCCACUGGCCAACCCACCAAUUUCUCGUCGCUGGUACCCUCCCUACCCUCCCUCCGCCGCCUCGUACUCGAGACCGAUGCUCGCUCUUCCUACCGGUUCCCAUGCAGCAUCUUGCCCUCUCUCCCUCAUCUGUCCACGUACGAGUACAUACUACAGGAUGGCUACUACCCACCGGAAUCGUGGGGUUCGAUUUUUGAGGAGAGCACGCCAUGGCCUUCUCUCCAAGAACUCCAUAUCCCCUACUGUAUCAUUACGCACCCCAACAUCAGCGUCGAGGACAAAUUUCGCGUUCACCAUCUUCGACUUAUCGAAGACGUCAAGGUAACCGUAUUCCACGAGGACUUUCGCCCCGACCAAGGUGAACGAAUACUCUCCAUCCUCAAGAAUUUCCACCCGGCUGUGCUGAGUAUCCACGCAUCCAUGGACCGGCUCUACACAGGGCAAGCUCCGAUGACGCCUAACCCCAGAGCCGACACUGUCGCCUCAUUCUGGCCCGAGCUGCCUGUGGCUGCCCCUCGGCUGCGUUCAUUGCACUUCCACCUCCAUCACACCGAUUACCUGAGCUAUUAUACCUUAAGGCCCCAACUGCCGCUCGCCCUCUCCCCACUCCACGUCGUCCACCUCACCAUCGACCUCCCGCACUGGGACGGCGACAGGUGGCGCGACAUGUGGAGCGCCGCAACCCUCCUUCAGAUGUUCAGAAGGCCCUUAUACGCCCGCGCCGGGAACAGGCACCGUCCGAGGAGCAGCGUCAAAGACAGGUGGUCGAAAGACCGGCAGCGGGCGCGGUUCAUCGAAGACCUCCCGCGCCUGGUCGUGGACGCGGUCCCGACGCUGCGCGUGUUCGCCCUGGGGGACUGUGGGCCCCCACGGCGCGAGAUCGCCAUGUGGGACCGUGGGCCCCCGCGGCACGAGCCGGGCUGGGACGUGGACCUCGACGCCGUGGGUCUGCCGCUUCCGCCGGGCGGGACGAUCACGGGGCCAUACGCGACCGCCGCGGAAUCCACGCGGAGGAAGCGGUGGUGGUGGAUCCAGGGGGAGGGGGAAGGGAGGGAGAUGGUGGAGAUUUGGGCCGAAGAUGGGGAGAGGGCGCGCGAUAUUGUAGAGAGUGAGGGUUUUGACGCGGAGACGAGCUUGGAGGGGUUCUUUUCCGAGAAGUGCCGGUACGAUCCCUGA